Molecule: messenger RNA, 516 nt
Organism: Lactuca sativa (garden lettuce)
Lineage: Eukaryota; Viridiplantae; Streptophyta; Magnoliopsida; Asterales; Asteraceae
Source: RefSeq, a predicted model, not a curated record
AUGAUCGGUGUGGAACUAGCACAAUUGGUAGAGGCUUUGCCUCUUAGAUUGGAGUAUGUAAAGAUGUGUAUAUUUCUAUCGGUUUUAUUUUUAAACAACGGUAACGGCGGUAGCGGUGGUCGUUGCGACGGUGGUGAUGAUGGCGGCGGCGACGGUUGUGAUGUUGGUGAUGGGGUAGUGGUGGUGGUUAUGGGUGGGGUUGGGGGCGCUGACAGUAGCGGUAGCGGGUCGGUGGCGAUGAUGGUGAUGACAGGCGGUGGUGGUGGCGACGACGACAAUUAUGGUAGUGGUGGUGAUGAUGGCGACAAUGGUGCUGGUGCUGGUGACGAGGUAGUGGUGGUGAUGAUGAUGCUGAAAAUGGUUGCGGUGGGAGGGUGGGGGUGGCGGCGACUGUGUGGUAGCGACAGUGGUCGUGGUGAUGGCGGCAACAACAUUGGUGGUGGUGGUGAUGGUGAUGGUAGGUCGGUGAUUAUUGUAGUGGUGUUGGGCAUCCUAUUCUCCGUUUCAGGAACGUAG